Messenger RNA from Octopus sinensis (East Asian common octopus), 2374 nucleotides. Its product is annotated as thioredoxin domain-containing protein 2-like. NCBI's taxonomy places the organism in Eukaryota, Metazoa, Mollusca, Cephalopoda, Octopoda, Octopodidae. The coding region runs from base 704 to 1636 and encodes 310 amino acids. The record is from RefSeq and is a predicted model, not a curated record. The transcript has 2 exons.
UCUUAGCAAAGAUGGGAUGGUCAUGACUGGAUCAAUUUUGAUCCUUACUCUUCUCAGUCGGGACUGAUCUUAGAAAUAAACAACAAAGACACGGUACGAGUCAACGAGGAAGGGCUCCUUUACGUGGUCGUUUGCCUUUACUCAAAAUAUCAGCCAAAUCUCCUUCAUUUCACGUCCUACCGUAUUAUGAAAGGUACCACUAAAUUAUGUAGUCCUGGAGAUACUACGACUGAAAAAGAAGGCGGGACGGUCGCGGUUUUUCUUCAUUGUGCUGGUCAAUCACAACCAGCACCAGCACUCCCACCACCACCACCAUUAUCAACAACGUCAACAAUAACACACACCAAUGACCAACAAAUAGCCACGACUACAACAUACACCAACAGAUAUAACUAGAACCAUGCAAUUGUAAUCAACAACGACGACCACCACCACUAUCACCACCGCCACCACCACCACAGCAGCAGUAGCAGCAACCACCCACCAUCAAGAAUUAACACUAUCACCCCAGGUUAAGCAGGUGAAAUCAAUCAGUCAUUUAAACAGCUUGAAAGAUAGUGCGAACUGGAGCAUUAAGUGCCACUGGACACAUGUAUUAAUGAUUUAAAGAAAAAGGAAGAAGCAAAAACACAAAUACUAAAAAAAAUACACUCCUCUGCCUAUAUAUAUAUACUUGAAAUCGGCUGAAAUAACAAUUGAAGCAAUGGAGAAUACACCCGAUUUGGAAGGAGUGAAGACAGAUAAAAAGGGUGAAAAUGUAGAUGUUGGUGUAGAGCAGAAUGCAGUUACAGAAUCUAGUCAUGAUGAAGACAAACCUGAAGGAAAAGAAGAAGCCCUGCCUGAGACAUCCCAGUUGGAACCAAAGACAUCAGAAGAAAAUGAAAUGUCAAAAAAUGAGCAAUCACCAGAAGAGACAACUUUAUCAGAAGAGGUCCCCGUAGCAGUACAAUCACCUUCUAAUGAGGACACUGAACUUAAUCCAAGCUCAUCCUUUGAUAAACCUGAGCAAGAAAGUAAUCUAUCACGAGAAAAAACGUUUGACAAAUCUGAUGAAGUUAUAGAACCGAGAAAGGAUCCAAAACAGGAACCCCUUGCCAAGAGCACUCCUGAUUCAGAAUCUUCAGCAAAAGAGAAGAUUCCUGAAUCAAAAUCAGACCCCAUAUUUAAUUAUAUCGAUAACGAUCUCUCAGAAGCUUCAGAGAAAUCAAAUUCAAAAACACAAGAAUUGGAUUCUCUCAUAAAAUAUUACUUGAAGCAAGAUUCACGGAAAAACUCUGAUGGAAUUUUUAUAGCACCUGUUCACAAGGUAUGCUCUCAAAAUUCCAGGUUAAACCAGCAGUCACAAGUUAACCUGAAUUAUAGGGGUCAAGAAGAAUUUUCAUUCAGUAAUCCAGAACAUUCUUUGAACAGUGUCAUUUUAGAUUCAGUUAGAACAAGAAAACUUGCACAUGGAAUUCACCCAGUAACAUUAAAUGCCUAUUCUUCAAAACAGAAGGCUAACUCUUCCCCUCUUUGGCAUAAUGAUAAAGAUCGAAAUAAAAUCAUAGAAUCUUUGGAAAGAGCAUCUCAGAAUUACAGCCAAGCUAUGAAGACUCUAGAAGAUCUAGCAGAUAGGUUGAAGCUGUGUGAAUCUUGAAUUGGCAAAAAGAAAACUGGGCAUGAAUGUCUUAAUUAUAUUACUCAAGUGAUUGUUCAUAAAAGUUUGGAGUAACCAAAGACUUAUGAUCAUAAGUUUGAAUGUUUGAUUUGUUUCAAUUAAAAAAAAAAUUUUAUUCUCCCAUAUCUUUCUCCAUAUAUGAUGGCUGGGUGGGGGUCAUUCUUCAGUUUUAGAUAUCUGCAAACGAAUCGUUGGAACAUGUGACCUUACAGUUUCAUAUUUGUCUCUUUUCAAUAAGUAAUCGGUUGUGAAAUACAAUGGUUGCCUCUUGUGCAACUAAGCAAAUGGAUGCACAUUGAGAAAUGUAUAUUGCUUAAUGGGAUAACAGAGUGGGUACCAUAAUUACUAUUCUAGUAUGCAAUUGUCUGCCUUCAGAAGUCUGGACCCCAAGCUUAUGUAGAAGGUAGUAAUAAUAUGAACACUGGAGACAAUAGUAUCCCUGCUCAAACUAUACUUUUGGUGAAUUUAUUUACUAUUCAUGAACUAAGUCUAACUUGAUUAACAUAGACUGAAAAAUAGUAAUUUUAACUUUUUUUUUUUACAUUUGACUGAUUAUUACCAUUUGAUGCAUCAACUGUUUUACUGAUCGGGAAAGAAUUCAUGGAAAUAUCUAAAAAGAGCAAACAUUUGAAAUUGGAGUUAAUUGAAGAAGAAGAAUACAAAGCAAACCAAAGAGAAAAUUCUUUAAAUUAUAAAAUAAAAAAUAAAUUAUGAAUU